AUGGGCAAACCAGAAGCAUAUCACACUUCAUUUGAGCAGGAGAAUUUCAAAGAUGCGCCGCCACCGCCGUACGAGAUUUCGUUUGAAAACUCGGUGACUACCGCAUUACAAGAAAAUGGCCGCUUUACCAUGAAUUUUGCGCCUGACAGUAAACUUCUUCAGUCAUUACCACCACUUCCAACACAAGACCAGCCAGAAACUCCCUGGUCAAGAAGCUUCGAAGAGAGUCGAUCGUUUCCAGUACUCAAUAUCGUAAUGCAGGUAGUGGGUAGCAGAGGUGACGUCCAGCCAUUUAUAGCUCUAGGCGUGGAAUUAUUGAGAGUCGGUCAUAGAGUACGAUUAGCAACCCAUGAUACGUUUCGCGACUUUGUAACCAAAUCUGGUCUUGAAUUCUUUCCUAUCGGCGGCGAUCCCGCAGAGUUAAUGGCCUAUAUGGUUAAAAAUCCAGGAGUCAUACCCACCUUGGAGACUCUACGAGGAGGCGAAAUUCCGAAAAAGCGAAAGAUGGUAAAGGAGAUGUUGAAAGGAUGCUGGAGAUCAUGCAUCGAGCCAGAUCCUAUUACGAACAUACCAUUUGUCGCAGAAGCUAUAAUUGCGAACCCUCCGAGCUUCGCACACGUUCAUUGUGCUCAAGCAUUGGGAAUACCUGUCCACUUAAUGUUUACAAUGCCUUGGACGGCCACACGAUCAUUUCCUCAUCCACUGGCGAACAUCCAGGCAACAGAUGCCGAUCCAUCAAUCGUUAAUUAUCUUUCUUACGGAAUGGUAGAUGUGAUGACAUGGCAAGGUCUUGGAGAUCUGAUCAAUGGCUUUCGACGGGACACCCUUGAUUUAGAAAAGGUACCAGCAAUGUUUGAUUCAAAUUUGGUACAAACUGGAAAAGUUCCGUUUACGUACUGCUGGUCGCCAGCCCUCAUUCCCAAACCAACAGACUGGCCUUCCACAAUAGAUGUUUGUGGCUUCUUUUUUCGAACACCACCGUCAUAUGAACCGCCCCCAGAUAUUGAUGAGUUUCUCCGAGCGGGCUCGAAGCCAAUUUACAUAGGUUUUGGAAGUAUUGUAAUGGAAGAUGCACAGACAAUGACGCAAAAUAUCAUUGCUGCCAUUGAAGAAUGCGGAGUACGAGCUAUUGUAUCCAAGGGCUGGAGCAAACUCGGUGGUGGAUUGGAACAUGAGAAAAUACUGUUCAUAGACGACUGCCCUCAUGAAUGGCUAUUUCAGCAUGUGUCCGCCGUUAUUCAUCACGGUGGUGCCGGUACUACUGCCUGCGGUCUGCUGAACGGGCUACCUACUGGCAUUGUUCCCUUUUUUGGCGAUCAACCAUUUUGGGCUAAUAUGGUCGCUGCCGCAGGCGCAGGCCCACCACCAAUCGAUAUAAAGUUAUUGAAUCCCGCCAUGCUCUCCUCAGCAAUCCAGACUUUACUAUCCCCAGCCACCGUUGUAGCCGCAAGAGCAAUUUCUCACAAAAUGCAGACUGAAGAAGGAGUCCGGACGGCUGUGGCGUCUUUUCAUCGCCAUCUAAAUGUAAAAGACUUGAGCUGUGAUAUAGUUCCAGGUCAUGUUGCGACCUGGGCAGUAAAGGGUAGCAAGAAGGGGAAGGAACGAGCGGUGAUUCUGAGCCACAGAGCAGCCAGUGUGCUAGUGGAGAAGAAGAAGAUUCAUGCUAAACACUUGCGCCUGCAUAAAUCAAAACCAAUCCACUACAAAAUCACGAGGUGGGAACCAAUUACGGCGAUAUUAUCGGCUUCUCUUGAUUCCGCUCUGGAUAUUGGAUCAUCCAUCGGCAACCUAGCUUCAAAUCCAGUCAAAGAAUAUCGGAAAGAGAAGUCACGAGCAAUCCGGAGCCGAAUUGCAGGUUCGGACCGUGGAACAGAAGAUAUAUCUCCGGUACCGUCGAUUGCCUCUGGAUCCACCAGCACAACGUUGCUACAAAUCACUGUGCCUGAUGAUCAGGGGGCUUUGUCAAAGCACAGCAUUGAUGAGGCACAAGAAAAAGAGGGCGAAAGUAAUAGUGAAUGCACUCACGGUGAAAUUGAGUCAAGGCAACUAGUUCUGGCAGAUCAAGGUCCGAGAGAGACGAGGGAUAAGUCACAAGAUUCCCGUGGUGCAGGACACGCCGCUAGUCGUGCGCUUGGGAGAGGGUUGGGAAGAGUCGGAAACUCAUUUGUGAAAACUGCCAUCGAUAUACCGCUUGCAUUAAGCGAGGGACUGGCCGCAGUGCCUAAGUUAUACGGAAACAAAGUUCGCGAUGUAGGUCCUGUCUCUGGUUGGAAAUCGGGAACCAAGGCAGGCAUGCGGUCUUUUGGAUAUGGCAUGUACGACGGCUAUGUAGGUCUCUUUACAGAGACAUACAAGGGCAUCCGAGAUCAUGGAGCUCCAGGUCUGCUUUCGGGUUUUGCGAAAGGUUAUGCUGGUUUUGUCACACAACCUGGCUCAGCAGUCCUUGGACUGGUGUCAUAUCCAGCGCUGGGUCUGUACAGGUCGUUGAACACUCGCUAUUCUACGGGUGCUCAGGGGGCGAUUCUACGAGCCCAAAAAGCUUAUGGGCAACUGCUCGCAGAAAAGAAUCCUGUCGUCGAGGAAGAAGCCAGCCAACUUGUUCAAAUGUUUGAUAUGGCCACCAAAGGCCAAGUUUUUGAUCAUGAUGAUGAGGAAUUAAGUGAAGAAAUUCCCGUGGACGAAAGCCAGUACACGACGUUAAGAGAAACGAGCAGUAUUAGGAGUAGUGGCCGGGUCAUAGAGAAGGAUCGGUAUCAACGAUCAACACCCGGCAGUUCUCCCGAGAGAGGUCGUAGCCUCAACCCUCGGUCUACCGCUGUCAGCUAUUCAAGCUCCCUUCGUGCUCAGCCAUGGAGUAUCCGAUCAGUAGAUCAAGAAGACUUUGACCAAACUGAACAUGAUCACGCGGCGCUCACAGAAUUUUCCAAAAGGGACAAUGCAACAGAUAGGCAAAGUCCAUUUAGAGAAUAUAGCGACUCUAGGAGACUCGAAAACAUAUCAGGCACCAUUUCACAAGUACCAAAAUCAACUGGGCGCUUCUUUCCGGCCAAUGAAAAGCCGUCUUUGUCUCAUCGAGAUUCGUUUCAAUCUAUACGCAGUACUCCAAGUUUCCUACCAGACACAGCACAUCAUGGGCCGGAACUUGGCCCACACAACCAGAGUAUGUACAAUCAAAAGAGCUUAACGUAUCCCACAAGCAGCGAAGGCAGUACUCAAUAUUGCCAACCUUAUCGAUUGGCCGAACUCUCUGCGGUUCCCGAGAAAACAGCAAACUUUGUACCCUCUGCCUCUCCACCACCAUAUGAGGAAAGUCCCAUAUCUGAGCGGGAGGCAGGAGAGCUCGACCAAGCUAUACGAGAAAGUAUUGCUUCGAAUAACGAGACACAUCACAAUUCUACAGACACCGAAAAUGCGUUAAAUGUCGCGCUCCGGGAGUCGAUGCGACUAGAAACAGAACGUGAAGCGGUUGAGAAGCAGGAACUUGACGAAGCCAUUCGUCGUUCCAUGAACGUUGCCAGUAACAGUCCUCAAUAUCAUUGA
Molecule: messenger RNA, 3540 nt
Organism: Glarea lozoyensis ATCC 20868
Lineage: Eukaryota; Fungi; Ascomycota; Leotiomycetes; Helotiales; Helotiaceae
Product: UDP-Glycosyltransferase/glycogen phosphorylase
Exons: 10
Coding region: 1-3540 (1179 amino acids)
Biological process (GO): carbohydrate metabolic process
Molecular function (GO): hexosyltransferase activity; UDP-glycosyltransferase activity
Source: RefSeq, a predicted model, not a curated record